CUCUCUCUCUCCCUCUGACGUCGCAGUUCCCGUGCGUUGCGCUCUCACCGCGCCGUCCCUCUCCGGCUCCGGUGCGACCCUCCUCCGGGGUAAUGUGACUUCAGGGACGGAAGAGGGAGACAUUCGCAGCACUGACGCGCAGGACAUUUAUUUAUUUAUUUAUUUAUUUUAUUUUUUUGUUUCCAAGUGACAGUCCUUGAAACCUGUGACCUCUUGACCUCACAUGACCGAUUAUAAAACGUCAACAUAACCAUACAUACAUGAACCCAGAAGAUUAACUUCACAACUACAUUUGAAAUACAGAGUAUUACCAUGUCAAAUAUUGGUAGUAAGUAGUAGUAUUAGUGUUUUUAUUCAGUCAUCACAUACAAUACAAUGAGUGAAGCCAAACAAUCUAGUACACCAUAUGACUGAAAAGGUAAAGGCAGAAGCAUAAUGCUUAUAUAUUCCUGUCCUAAAUUCUUAUCAAUAACUUCAAGAUAGAACUCCUACAACAGAGAUACAUCUUCUUUUAAUCCCUUUUCUUUUUACAUGACUCAUGUAUUGAUAACAACCUUUGUACACAGUUGUCAGUCACUUUGCAUUCUUUUAAAAUUGACCAAAUCAUUAAAUUUCAUAACAAGAGAAUUUACAAACGAUGGAUUUAUGUGCAAGUGGGAGUGUGGUAAUAACUGUUUCUCUCUCUCUGUGUGUGCUGUAAUCCGAGUUGCUCUGCGAUUUCUUAAACGCCUUCUUCAAACCAGUGUGACAUUAUGGUUUAAUGUCACAUAGCAGGUCCACCACGUGUCGCUGUGCUUGGUUACCGGUGUUAUGGUGCCAUGCCCGAGUGUAAACAAAGCUGUACCUCAUAGCAACCUGCAGGAAACAGGAAACACAAAAUAAUAAACCAUAAAUAAACGCUGUUAGCGCGGUCGUUUGCACUGUUCCUGCUGUGAGCGCCGUUAGCAGCUAGCCGCUCGCUGCGUGUUGAGAACCAUGUGGAGGCAAUAAAUUUGAAUUAACUUAACUUAAAGGAACACGGUAAUGAGUGUGAUUCAUUGGCAGAAAUGGAAAUGGGUGUAUAAUGUGUGAAGCUAAGAAUCUUUAUGUUUUUGUCAGCUCAGAAAAAGCCAUUUAUAUAUCUACAAAUGGAGCGGGUCCUCUUCCAUGGAGUCCGCCAUGUUGCAUCGCCAUGUUUCUACAGCAGCCUAGAAGGGCCAAACCCAACGCUGGCUCUUUUGCUCGUUACAUGUGCAAUAACUCAUUUAUUUACACGUAAAAAGCCGACACUUUAUCAAGACAGCCGUUCAACAAGCAUGAAAAUAUAAACAAAGGCUAAACCUAAUUUAAUCAGCCGCCAAUAUGUUCACAGCACAAAAGCGUUUUCUUUUUUCACAAACACGCUGAACCAGAAGCUGUCUGUUGUCUGUUUGUCAGAGUUUGUUCUUAUUAUUGAACGUGAUCAUUCAUAAACUUCACUCAGGAAUGUUAUCUAUUUCAUUGGCAUUUUUAUAUUUGUUUCCAGUGAGAUAUGAAUGACUUUAUAUAGUGACUUUGCUGUUGUAAACAUGCUGCUAGAAACAAUAUUUAGUUAUAUCUAAAUUAUUAUUUAUUUGUAAAAAUGUAAGUAUUGAUUAGAGUAGCUCCCUUGGAGUAAUAAAAUCGUAAAUACACCUAUCCCUAAGGGCCACCGUAGUUCUCUGAGACGCUUGGGAAAGGAGGGGUGAACAAGUUACCACUAGAUGCCAUGCAUUAUUAUUAUUAGUGGUGUCAUAUAUUCAAUAUUGCAGCUUAAAAGUGGGCCAAUUUUAUACAGUAUAUUUAUUUAACCAGGUGAAUCCCAUUGAGAUUAAAAAUCUAUUUUUUGAGGGUGACCUGGCCAAGAAUAUCCUGCUAGUUGUAUUCAUUAAGAAUGUUAACCUGCAAAGUAACUAAUGUUGUCAAAUAAAUGCAGUAGUAUGAUUAUAGAAUAAUGAAAAAGUAAAGAACAAGUGCCUCACACACGAGUCCAGUCCUCAGUCCAGUCCACCCCUGGUCCUGACCUGCUGGUGGGGUCCGACUCUCUGAUCCCAUCGCCCGGUCUCUCCAGUCUCAACUCAAUGACCCUGAACGUCUCAUCCGACUCGAGUGCAGUCGCUUGUCCUUGUAUUUGCUCGCCACCUAGUGGUGACGGCUGGAAGUUGGCACUCCACCACUUGUUAAUCUGCCAGAGGCCAUUUUGAGCCGCACGGCGGUGUUGCCUCACGCUUGACUGGUGUGAGUAAUGUGCAAGACGUCAAUAAACAAGAAAAGACAGACAAAUAAACAAACAAAACCUUGGCUCGGAUGCACGCGCCUGAAACCAAAACGUGUCGUUCUUCCAAAGCAACUUAACUGAUGGGGGGAGUAAGUGAAGGAGAUGAUGUGUUGGCUCGAUGGAGUGAUGGACUACUGUACCUCGGCAAUGUGAAAAGAGUAGAUGGAGUCAAGCAGUGUUGCCUGGUGAGAUUUGAGGACAACUCUGAGUUCUGGGUGCUGAGGAAGGACAUUCACUCGUUCGCUGCCGGAGUGGAAGAAGUUUGCUGUAUUUGCGACGCUCCGCCUCUUAAAGAACCCCUCAUAAAUUGUCUUAAAUGUCGCCACGGCUAUCAUCCGGAGUGCCACACGCCAGCCAUCGAACCGGAAGCUGACAGCGAUUCGUGGAUAUGUCGGCAAUGUGUCUUUGCAGUCGCAACCAAGAGAGGCGGGGGGCUCAAGCGGGGACGCUUCGCCCGGCUCAUGCAAUUCAUGAAACUCCGGCUUCCCUACCAGCUGUCGUCUUUGGACUGGGACCCGCAGCAUCUGACCAAUCAGCAACAGUGCUACUGCUACUGCGCCGGACCUGGAGAGUGGAACCUGAAGAUGUUGCAGUGUGGAAGCUGUGGCCAGUGGUUCCAUGAGGCCUGCACACAGUGUCUAACCAAGCCACUGCUGUAUGGAGACAGGUUUUAUCAGUUCCAGUGCUCGGUGUGUACAAAGGGACCCGAGACCAUCCAGAGACUACCCAUGACCUGGAUGGAUUUGGCUCAUUUAGUGCUCUACCAUCUCUCACUGUGCUGCAAGAGGAAAUACUUUGAUUUUGACCAUGAAAUCCUGUCCUUCACCAAUGAGAAUUGGGACUCGUUGCUCCUGGGCGCGCUCUCUGACACGCCAAGGCAAGACCGCUGUCACAAUCUGCUCAACGCUCUGAACUCCCACAAGGACAGGUUUGUCUCCGGAAAGGAGAUCAAGAAGAAGAAGUGUCUUUUUGGGCUUCAGGUCCGAGCCCCGCCUCCGCUGACGUCCGAUUCGUCGCCCCUCAUCACCGACCAGCCUAUCAACAUCACGCACCGGAGAAGCCCGUUGUCACUACCCUGCCAGAGGAGAGUGGGGGGGGCGGAGUCGCGUAAAUCAAAGCGUCGCAUCAUGGAGACACAGGCUUGUCCACCCCCAGUUGCUGCCAACCCCAUUGAGCUGCUGCCAUGUUGCCAUGGCUACAUGGGAGGGGCCAGCCUCUACAACUCCAGGAAGUCAGAGGAGGAGCUUAGUUUGAGCUCUCCUCCCAAGCGGAUGUACGCUCUGUACCACAGCUCGUACAACGGAAACACUGCCCUCUCCAGGGGUCUCCAUCACUCCAACAGCGUGGAGGACACCUGCAGAGUACCACCACCUUGCUUCCCAUACCCCCUAAACACCAACGGCAGCCACCAGCACCACCACCACCACCAGCACCAAAACCAGCACCAACACAACCACCAACACCAGCCGGGGCCGAAGCAGCUGGAGCCCCUCAUCCAACGUGACAUGCCCCCAUACCAGGCCGGUGUGGGCGCAGGGGGCGGUGUAGGAGGCGGAGGAGGUGACGGCGGAGGAGGAGGCGGCGGGGUGGUAGUCGGAGGAGGUGACGGGACAGUGGCCAGGAGCUGGGGAGGAGGCGAGGCGGUGAGGAUCUUGGCGAGGCGCGUCACACCAGACGGGAAGGUGCAGUACCUUGUGGAGUGGGAGAACGUGAAUUUGUACUGACACGAAGGGAAUAAACGGGAGACGCAAUGACUGUUUUGCAGUUGCCACGGGAACACUGCGUACGUAAAACGUGGCGGUGUUUAAAGUACAAACAAAACAUAGAAUCACCUCUAUUCUGCAUCAUUAUAACUCACUGCUCGUUACUCAAUGUCCCUCUUUGCUAGUGUUUCUCUGAUAUUUGUACUGUUAACUUUGGAAUAUGCCUUUGCAUUUAUCAUGUUUAACAGUGAUGAGGAUGAAGAUAUUUAAACCUCCUGAUGAUUUGUAAAUCUUAUCGUAUUCAAGAAGAGCAUGUCUUUAAUUGUAGUCACAUCUUGAUAUACAGCGCUGUAGAUAAGCAACAGUAUGGGAUGUUUAGGAAAAGAAAGAUUACUGCUUCUUCAUUGCUUUGGUAAUAUCGCGAAAACCUUCACAGCUUCUCAUCUAGACAAAAUUCUGCUAAUUUAAAUGGUUAUUGAUCCGCUUAUCCGACUCCCAUUUCCCAAAUAUUAUUUUAUAACAACAAUACAAAAAGCUUGGUGUGACUUAGGUUGGCUUACUGUUUUAAAAACAGGGCGCCAUAGUUUCUGCUGCAUGGUAACCUUACCGCUAGAUGGCGCCAACGUCCACAUACUGCACCUUUUAAAUGCUGAGGAAAACAAGGAUUAUCUGUAACCUGGCGGGCAAAAAAGAUUCACUUUUCAAACCAAAUUCAGCCAUCUAGACAUCAGAAUAAACUGACUCAAAUCCCCAAAUCAGGGCUUAGAAGUUACUUUAAAUAAGGUCACAAAAAUACUAUAUAUAAUAUAACAAAUGACAGGGAUUUACAAAGGAUGAGCACGCUAACCAGCCAGUAGCCAACACCCUUAAGGAUGAGCACGCUAACCAGCCAGUAGCCAACACCCUUAAGGGUGAGCAUGCUAACCAGUCAAUAGCCAACACCCUUAAGAGUGAGCAUGCUAACCAGUCAAUAGCCAACACCCUUAAGGGUGAGCACGCUAACCAGCCAGUAGCCAACACCCUUAAGGAUGAGCACGCUAACCAGCCAGUAGCCAACACCCUUAAGAGUGAGCAUGCUAACCAGUCAAUAGCCAACACCCUUAAGGGUGAGCACGCUAACCAGCCAGUAGCCAACACCCUUAAGGAUGAGCACGCUAACCAGCCAGUAGCCAACACCCUUAAGAGUGAGCAUGCUAACCAGUCAAUAGCCAACACCCUUAAGAGUGAGCAUGCUAACCAGUCAAUAGCCAACACCCUUAAGGGUGAGCACGCUAACCAGCCAGUAGCCAACACCCUUAAGGAUGAGCACGCUAACCAGCCAGUAGCCAACACCCUUAAGAGUGAGCAUGCUAACCAGUCAAUAGCCAACACCCUUAAGGGUGAGCACGCUAACCAGCCAGUAGCCAACACCCUUAAGGAUGAGCACGCUAACCAGCCAGUAGCCAACACCCUUAAGAGUGAGCAUGCUAACCAGUCAAUAGCCAACACCCUUAAGGGUGAGCACGCUAACCAGCCAGUAGCCAACACCCUUAAGAGUGAGCAUGCUAACCAGUCAAUAGCCAACACCCUUAAGGGUGAGCACGCUAACCAGCCAGUAGCCAACACCCUUAAGAGUGAGCAUGCUAACCAGUCAAUAGCCAACACCCUUAAGGGUGAGCACGCUAACCAGCCAGUAGCCAACACCCUUAAGGAUGAGCACGCUAACCAGCCAGCAGCCAACACCCUUAAGGGUGAGCAUGCUAACCAGUCAGUAGCCAACACCCUUAAGGGUGAGCACGCUAACCAGUCAGUAGCCAACACCCUUAAGGGUGAGCACGCUAACCAGUCAGCAGCCAACACCCUUAAGGGUGAGCACGCUAACCAGCCAGCAGCCAACACCCUUAAGGGUGAGCACGCUAACCAGCCAGCAGCCAACACCCUUAAGGGUGAGCACGCUAACCAGUCAGUAGCCAACACCCUUAAGGAUGAGCAUGCUAACCAGUCAGUAGCCAACACCCUUAAGGGUGAGCACGCUAACCAGUCAGUAGCCAACACCCUUAAGGAUGAGCACGCUAACCAGUCAGUAGCCAACACCCUUAAGGGUGAGCACGCUAACCAGCCAGUAGCCAACACCCUUAAGGGUGGUGGCUGCUGGCUGCUCGUGGACAAAAAGCAGUAACCUUUUUACGGACCAGGAUGAAGCCUGUAGAUGGAGUCUUGUACAGUAUUUUAGUUUUAACGCCUUGCUUAAGGGCACUCUGGCAGUAUUGGUUGAGCCCUGUCAUCUGCUCAGACUUCAUUAAAAAAAAUCGAAUCCUCCGGAGGUUUUCAUAUUUCUUUUCCCUCAUCGCGGUAUGUUAAUAAGAGAUUGUAUACAUGUUAUUAUGGGGGUUACUUAUUUGUUAUGUUAGAUUUUGUCAUGCAUAAUUUACAUUUAGACUACUGUAUUAGAAAUAGGAGCCACGAGACGGCUUUUGUUUUAUAGAUAGAAUUAUAUAUUCACAAUAUAUUGCUAUGAUGGAAUAACUUUAUUCUAUUUUUUUGACGUGGUUGAAUAGUGCCUAUAUGGGUUGCGUACCUGCCGGUUGGUCUGCCGACCCGAGUCGACCAAUCAGACGACGGAGAGAUGAGCGAGGCCGUAUUGCUACUAGACAAGAGGAUGGCUCUUAAUCAGUAGACAGACACGACUCCAUGGUAACAAGGACCGGUUAUAACGUUGAGUUGUGUUAACCAGAACGAGACUGUGGUGUAACUGUACAUUCCAAACAAACCAAUAUAUAUAUAUAUAUAUAUAUAUAUAUAUAGAGAUAUAUAUAUAUACACACACAUGUUAUUGAAAUGUCUGUUUGAAGUCAUCAGAAUGGAAAUUACUUUUUCUUUUCUUCUUUGUUUGGUUUUUGAUGGGUGUUAAAUGUCAUGGAGGUCAGCGAGAGGUGUAGUUCAGGUUCAUGUCGCAGGGAGUUCAGUCCUUGAGUUCAAAGUAACAGUCCAGGUGAAGAAGACGCUGAUAGGCCCGACUCGUAACUCAAACCCAUAGUUUCUUCCAGGGUCUAACAGUCUAUAAUUUAAAAAGGCUACAACAUGGCAUGAAGUGGGACUUCAUAAAGUGAGGUGCUGGAGUUGAAUUUUACCUUUUGUGCAAACAGGUUACAUAAAUCUAGAAUACUGAGGUGCAAGUUUCAGAGUUUAUAUUUUAUACAGAGGUUUAUUUCAGCAAUCUGUGCGAUAAAACUCACACAAACGUAUACAUUCGUCAGUUUGAUCCGUCAGGAGAGACUGCAAUACUAAGGUGACAAAAGCAAAAGGACAAAUACAGCAUUCAUACUAUAAUCAAACAAUGCAAAUCUUUAUUUCUAAACCGACCUUCCUGUUGAAUUUUCUCCUGCAUACAUUUCAGGCCAGUGAGAUUCUGUUGAUUGCGAUUCUCAUCCUCCUCAGUGACUAUUUGACUGUAGUUUAUUAGGGAAGGGGUGUGUUGAACCUUUCUAGGCGAUGGUGAUGAAUGUAUUUGUGUGUUUUCUAUGGUAUGUCUAUACCCGUCAAGUGCUUGUUAUAGGUCGUACUCGAGGUACUCAACCCGAUUCAUUUAAAACAAAACAAAAAAAUUGAGGAAAUGAAGACAUCAACAUUGAGGAACAUCAUUUAUUUUGGGAGAUGUAGUCUUCUUAUUUCUGAUAAGUAGUCCAAGUUCAGUUUGAUGUAUUUUUUGGAGAAAUUACAUUUGUAUGUAAACUCUGCGUUGACACCUAAUAUGUAACAUGAAUAAUAAAAAAUAAA
This is a messenger RNA of Cyclopterus lumpus (lumpfish), 7734 nucleotides long. It is a transcript of the gene phf1, whose product is annotated as PHD finger protein 1. The transcript is spliced from 15 exons. The coding region runs from base 2356 to 3999 and encodes 547 amino acids. The record is from RefSeq and is a predicted model, not a curated record. Gene Ontology annotation, cellular component: nucleus. Gene Ontology annotation, biological process: chromatin organization; regulation of DNA-templated transcription. Gene Ontology annotation, molecular function: DNA binding; chromatin binding. NCBI's taxonomy places the organism in Eukaryota, Metazoa, Chordata, Actinopteri, Perciformes, Cyclopteridae.